AUGGGAAUUUUUACCAAUUUGUUUAAGAUGGGUCGAAAACCGAAUCCUAUUUCUUCUGGGCCUUCACUAAAGAUAAAUGAUGGCCUGCAGUACGCGAAAUGGUCCAAGGAACAACUCAUCGAACGUCUUGUUGAGUUGGAAAGCGAAAAGACGAUAGAUGGUACAGCAGACACCAAUACAAACAAUAAAAGGAGAAAGUCAGAAGAAGAGCCUGCUUCGAAGAAGAAAAAGCGGAAUAAAAAGAAGAACUCAGUCAAACCGUUUGACUUUUCCAGGCAUCACACGAGAUUCAUAGCUCUACGAUUUGCCUAUUUGGGUUGGAAGUAUAACGGGUUGGCGCUGCAAAAGGAACCGACUGCGCUACCCACUGUUGAGGAGACUAUUUUGGAGGUGAUGAAUAAAUGUAAGCUUGUUCCCUCAAUGGAGCCGCUUGACUAUAAUUUCAGCAGGUGUGGAAGAACCGAUAAGGGUGUCAGCGCCAUGAACCAAGUUAUUUCUCUGACAGUCAGAUCGAAUCUUUCACCAGAGGAACAAAGGGACCCUGCAAACGAUCACCAGGAGUUGCAGUAUGUUCAUAUGAUUAACCAUCUACUCCCCGAUGACAUCAGAGUGUCUGCAGUGUGUCUGAGACCACCAGCUGAUUUCGACGCCCGCCAUAGCUGUAAGCACCGCCACUACAGAUACCUUUUCAAAGCAGAGCAGUUGGACUUGGAAAAGAUGAGAGAGGCCGCCAAACUGUAUGAAGGAGAGCACGACUUUAGAAAUUUCUGCAAAAUCGAUGGCUCAAAACAGAUCACAAAUUAUCGCAGAAGGAUUAUCAGUGGAGAUAUUAUACGUGUUAAUGAGGAUUUCUACUGUUUUGAUUUGGUGGGAACGGCAUUUUUAUGGCACCAGGUUCGGUGUAUGAUGGCGUGUUUGUUCCUGGUAGGCCAAGGCUUGGAAAAACCAAGCAUUGUCACAGAUUUGAUGAAUAUAGAUCUUAUGCCACAGAAACCCUUAUAUGACAUGGCCAGCGAUGUUCCCUUACUCCUUUAUGAUUGUAAGUUCCCUGAUAUGGAAUGGAUCAAAUGCAACCUGCACGAUUACAAGGCCAUAAAAUACGGGAAGGCUGCAAAUGCAUUGGCUCUGGACUAUCAACUGAAAGCUUCGAUGUCGGCCAUAUAUCAGCAGACUUUACCCUCUAGUAACGUAGACAUGCAAGGUAAGAUUAGAGUGAACAUAGGAGAUGGUCAAGGUCCGGAUUGUCAACCAUUAUAA
Messenger RNA from Huiozyma naganishii CBS 8797, 1257 nucleotides. RefSeq names its product pseudouridine synthase DEG1 (gene DEG1). The transcript has a single exon. Gene Ontology annotation, biological process: tRNA pseudouridine synthesis; mRNA pseudouridine synthesis. The record is from RefSeq and is a predicted model, not a curated record. The coding region runs from base 1 to 1257 and encodes 418 amino acids. Gene Ontology annotation, cellular component: nucleus; cytoplasm. Gene Ontology annotation, molecular function: pseudouridine synthase activity; RNA binding. Lineage: Eukaryota; Fungi; Ascomycota; Saccharomycetes; Saccharomycetales; Saccharomycetaceae.